Esox lucius (northern pike) is the source of this 2343-nucleotide messenger RNA. RefSeq names its product ubiquitin carboxyl-terminal hydrolase 37-like. Lineage: Eukaryota; Metazoa; Chordata; Actinopteri; Esociformes; Esocidae. Gene Ontology annotation, biological process: protein deubiquitination; G1/S transition of mitotic cell cycle. Gene Ontology annotation, cellular component: nucleus; cytosol. The record is from RefSeq and is a predicted model, not a curated record. The transcript has 18 exons. Bases 25 to 1734 code for a protein of 569 amino acids. Gene Ontology annotation, molecular function: cysteine-type endopeptidase activity; cysteine-type deubiquitinase activity.
AGUUACCGAGUUAGUAAUAACGACAUGGGUUGCAUCUCCUCGUGCAUUAAGAAAAAGCGAAACAAAGUUGGCGUGGAGCCGCAGAAAAAGAGAAGGACCUCAUCCCUCUCUUUGAUUUCACCUGACCAUUGUGAAAGAAAUGCCUCCACUACCUCCGUCCAACACUCUUCCCCCCAUCCACCUCCAUCCCCUGUUAAAUGUUCCACUCAGUCUGGUGCUGAACCCCCCUCUCUCCCCGCGGGGUCACCUCCCAGGAACACUACCCCAGUAAAUGCCUCUACAGUGGUCUCCCAACCUGGUUGUCUCACUCCUCCAAACCCACUGGACCGUCAUGGAGAGACCAGCCCUGAGGAAACAACAGUCAUCACCACUGAGGCCAGAGAGACACUGGCAGCGCCGACAGAACUGCCGAAGACACCUAGCAUGGCCGCCGUCCAUGUGCCGUCUAUGAGUCCCAGAUGUGCAACAGUCUCCUCAGAAAGUCCACUGCUUCUUCUAGACCACUUUAGCCCAAAGCCCCAGGGCCCAGUCUCAGCCACCAAGGGCCAGAUUUUCUCCAGAACCCGCUCAAACACACAGCUGAAUCUGGGAAAAAAGAUCCGGCGCGACAGAGGAGAAUCCAGGGACCUCAUCAACCUGGAACUGCUUGGGUUGCCCAACAUUGGCAACUCCUGCUUCCUCAAUGCGACGCUGCAGUGCCUUCUGUUCCUACCGCUGUUCUUCAAGGAAAUCCUCCGCCAGGAAAAUCUCUGGAGAUUGUCCCCGACUUCUAACCUGCUCAGUUGUCUGUCAGAGGUGCAUCAGUCUUGUCAACAUGGCAGUGGCACCAACCAGGCCUCAAAAUGGGAAAUCCUGAUGAAGGUUAAGUACUCGUUGCUUGAACAGGAUAUGAAGUACAUGGAGGACAGUCAGCAGGACGCACACGAGUUACUUCUUAACAUGCUGUGCCAACUGACGGCGGAGGGCAGGAUCCUGGCAGAGCUCAGCGUGGGCUACAUAUGCCCUGUUUCACAGCUGGAGUUCAUGACAGCAUCAGGUGUCACCUGUAACAGCUGCGGGAGGAAGUCGUCCACCAAGCAGGAGUACAACCACCUCUCCCUGGACAUCAGCCCUGAACGUACCCUGCAGGGCAGCCUGGCACUUUAUUUCAAGAAAUACAUGGUGGACUUCAGAUGUCAUGUCUGCAAAGGCCUCCAGGCCUCAAAGAUGGAGCAGUUUCAAACCCUGCCUCGUGUGCUGGUCCUGCACUUGAAGAGGUUUGGGGGAUAUUCAGGUCUGGAGAAACUGGAGACGCCUAUUUCGAUUCCUCCAAACCUGAGACUCUCUGAGCUCUGUGGGGACACGGUGCCUCCCCUGCACAAUAUCAUCCCAGAGGAUGCGACUGAUCACGCCAUCAGCCUUCCUGGACAGGACAGAGACAGCAUCCUCUUCUGUUCAGAUUCAAAUGACCAAGGACCAGGGAAAGUGUGGCAAAAGUUCUCAGUGGAGGAGCCUGUGAAGACUUUUUGUGACUAUCAGCUGACUGGCAUAGUCUCCCAUUUAGGAGGCAGCAUGAUGUCUGGCCACUACGUUAGUGAUGUCCUGGGAGCCAGUGGACAAUGGCUCUGUUGUAAUGACAGCCAGGUGUCGGUGUCCUCUGAAGCCUCUGUGCUGAGGUCCAGAGCCCGGAGUUCAUACCUGCUCUUCUACACCUACAGGACAGGGAAGCAGAAGGCCCCAUCUUACAGGGCCUAACGGGUCCCACUAUCAAGUUUCUAACCAUCAAGGCCCAACUUUACCAAACACUCCCAUGAACAAUGGCUAGACAAUGAAUCCACUUACUUCUCCCAGUGUGCUGGUCCUGCACUUGAAGAGAUUUGGGGGACCUUCAGGUCUGGAGAAGCUGGAGAUGCCUCUUUCGGUUCCUCCAAAACUGAGAUUCUCCGAUGCCACCCCUGCACAAUGUCAUCCCAGAGGACCCGACUGAACAUGCCAUCAGCCCUCCUGGACAGGACAGAGACAUCGCCCUCUGCCUUUCAGAUUCACAUGACCAAGAACCGGGAAUGUGUGGCAAACAUUCUCUAUCUCCUCACAACUGAAUGGAAAGAGACAGGAGAGAGACAAGCAGAAAAACAAUGGAAAUGUCAUGACAGCCCACAGAUGAUUUAACAGGGCUAAUGGGAAUAUAGCGUGACUUUACACAGUAGGGGGUUCCUGGGAAAUAAUCAGACUGAGCAGAUAAGAAUGUCAUGUGUUUCCUGCCAGGAGGAGCCUGUGAAGACUUCCAGUGACUAUCAGCUGACUGGCAUAGUCUCCCAUUUAGGAGGCAGCAUGAUGUCUGGCCACUACGUUAGUGAGUUCAUA